AAGUGAAGAAAUUCUAGACAAACUUCAUAAUGCUAAUAGUUGCGAAAAAUUUUAAAUUUCUGUCUUUAGUAAUCACUAUAACUCUUUUGCUCUGGAUAUAUGGUGGACAUUUUUUAAGUUUUAAACAAAAAAUAAUUCUUAAAUUAGACAAAAGGCAAGCCCCUAAUGAAGACUGGCUGAUAAGCAAUAUUGCCCAGGAUAUUCCAUAUUUGCCCAUUGAGGAUCUCAAAAAUCCAAAAUAUAAAACGCGGAGUUUUAACAAAUCAUGUGCUCGGUAUCCCACACUACGCGAUGUAAAGAUUCACAAUGACUAUUGGCAAGAGUUCAAAAAUGGCAAUAUUUCCCAGUAUAUAUUUGGAGCCUACUAUGACAAUAGACCCACUGUGGUGGAAAAUCAUCCUGUAGUGCGUGUGCUGAUAAUGAUUAAUUUUAUAUCUAAAUCAAAUGAGGAAUAUCCGUUAACCUAUUGUCAGCUGUGGUAUGACGGUCAACCACGACCGUUUAUAACUCCCCUAAAGCUAAUGCAUAAAAUAUGGCUUUUCGGAUGGGGUCAUAGUCUAGAGUUUAACUAUCCCCAUUUAAUAGCAUGUCCUGUACCAGCAGAACAUAAGAAUAGGGUACCAAAAUCUAUAUCACUGGUCUCUAAGCCCUGUGACAAGGCCACCAAUAAUGUUAGAGUUACAUACAAUUAUCUGCGUCCAGGAGAAAAAAGAAAAGAAUUUGCUGUGUGUGUUAAGGGAGUAGAUUUUCCUCAUGUGGAUAUGUCUCACCGUUUUGUGGAAUAUAUAGAAACUAUGCGUAUUUUGGGUGCGCAAAAAAUUGAUAUGUAUCGUUUACAAGUACAUCCCAAUACCACCAAAGUUUUAAAAUAUUAUGAAGAUACAGGAUUUCUCGAAUAUAGACCCAUGAGUUUGUCUACAGCUGUAAGCAACCUGCCAAGGUAUCGGCAUUUGGAAAUGUAUAAAAAUCAUCACUCCUAUAAUAUGCACGAAGUGGUUUCGUAUAAUGAUUGUUUGUAUCGCAAUAUGUAUCGUUAUAAAUAUGUGGCCGUAGUGGAUACAGAUGAAAUUCCCUUGCCUUUGGGUAAUAUUACCAAUUGGCAUGAUUUAAUGACAUUUGCGGAAAAGGUCACCACCAAAAAUUGCAAAAAAUUUGCCAGUUUUUGUUUUCGCUGCAUGCCUUUUCCCUGUCUCCCUAAAAAGGUCGGUUAUACCAAUCAAAUACCCGAAUACUUCUAUAUGUUGCAACAUGUGGAACGAGUGUUGAAACAUAUACGACCCGAUUCAGCUACGAAAUGUUUGCAUAGUACUGAUCGUGUUAUAGCCACCCAUAAUCACUUCUCUAUACAUAGAACGAAGAAUGUGUGCCGCAGUUAUUCGUUUGAUGGUAAUGUCGCCCAAUUGCAACAUUAUCGCGAGCCUCGCAAUAAAAAGCCCCAAAAAGUUCUUGUCGUGGAUUUAAGUUUGUGGCGAUUUAAAGAUCAAAUAAUAGAACGUUCGACGAAAGUUUUUAAAGAGCUGGACUUUUUUGAGUAUGAGUAA
Lucilia sericata (common green bottle fly) is the source of this 1541-nucleotide messenger RNA. RefSeq lists its product as uncharacterized. The record is from RefSeq and is a predicted model, not a curated record. The transcript is spliced from 2 exons. NCBI's taxonomy places the organism in Eukaryota, Metazoa, Arthropoda, Insecta, Diptera, Calliphoridae. The coding region runs from base 30 to 1541 and encodes 503 amino acids.